Messenger RNA from Triplophysa dalaica, 1239 nucleotides. RefSeq lists its product as uncharacterized. Bases 17 to 1048 code for a protein of 343 amino acids. Lineage: Eukaryota; Metazoa; Chordata; Actinopteri; Cypriniformes; Nemacheilidae. The record is from RefSeq and is a predicted model, not a curated record. Gene Ontology annotation, cellular component: membrane. Gene Ontology annotation, molecular function: G protein-coupled receptor activity. The transcript has a single exon. Gene Ontology annotation, biological process: G protein-coupled receptor signaling pathway.
CCUGACAAACACAAACAUGUCUCCUCUUUAUAGUGCCAAUGAUACAAUACCGGACAACUUGACAACUAUAGAGAACACUAUAGCUUGUGUGAUCCUGGGUCUGUGUUUCCUGGUGGGCACACCUGGGAACCUGCUUGUGGUUUGGACCAUCCUGAAGCAUGUGAAGCAGCGCUCACACACGGUCGUGCUCAUCCUUCAUCUAGCCGCCGCAGAUCUUCUGGUGUUGAUCACUCUGCCUCUCUGGAUCUACUCACUGGCUCAUUCCUGGGUGUUUGGAGAAGCUGCUUGCAAAGCCAUGGUUUACGUCAUCAAUGCCUGCAUGUACUGCAGCGUCUUUCUCAUCACAAUCAUGAGUGUGGAACGCUUUCUGGCUUUCAGGUACCCCUUAAAGAUGUUGUACUGGCAAGACAGGACAUCCAUAUCCAAAAUACUUUCCAUGACCUGGAUUCUGUCAUUCAUUUUGGGAAUUCCAGUUAUCCUAUUUCAAUAUGUCAAUGAUGAUGAUGAAGAAAAGCACUGCUUGUACCGAGAGUAUAACUCUGUAUCUUUGGAAGUGUUCUGUAUUUCUUUGGAGACUCUGCUGGGAUUUAUUAUUCCUUUUUCCAUCCUUGCAAUCUGCUACUGGCAGGUUGCCAAAGAGCUCCAUAAGAUGCAUUUCAGGAUUAAACCAAAAUCGCUCUUCCUCAUUGGUGGAGUUGUGGUUGCUUUUAUUUUGUGUUGGUUACCGUAUCAUACUCUCAACAUCAUCAGUGCAGUACUUCUUCUAAUUGAAAAAUCAGAUGAACCGUCCUAUAUCUUAACUAUCGCCGGAUUCAUUUCCGGAACUCUGGCUUUUAUUAGCAGCUCUGUGAACCCUGUGCUGUAUGCAUUUGCUUCCAAAAACUUUAACGGAAGUCUAAGGAAGUCAGGGAUAGUGAGAUUCUUUCAAGACUUAGCAUCACAGACUCACCAAGCAAAAGAUGUUGUUACUCAGGAUUCUGGACUGCAGGAUGACAAGAUCGUAAAAGAUUCGAAUGAUGUUGAACAAAACGAACUCAGAGAUAUAUGACUUGUUGCUGUUUGACACAAUAGUUGUUUGGCUAUUUCACAACGUAAAAUCCAAUACUAAUGUGAAUUGUAACUUCUGUGAAAAUCUUUUUUCAUCUUUUUUCAUAUUCUUUGAGGAAGACUAAUUUAAGAGGAUACUACUGUGAAAAUAUUUUAAAAAGUCAUCUUUCUAGAUACACGAUCACAAUAAAA